Messenger RNA from Rangifer tarandus platyrhynchus (Svalbard reindeer), 4461 nucleotides. The record is from the annotation of a GenBank genome assembly. NCBI's taxonomy places the organism in Eukaryota, Metazoa, Chordata, Mammalia, Artiodactyla, Cervidae.
AUGCCAUCUGAACAGAAGCAUUUAUUUUUUGAUGAAAAACAAAAUACUUUAAAAAAAGAUUAUGAUGUGAAAAAUGAGGUAGUUGAUACUCUCAGAUCAAAAAUUUCAGAACCAAAAUUUCAGAACCAACUUAAACCAGACAUUUCAGAAAGUAGUUUUCAUUAUGGACUAAAAAAUGUGAAAAUUGUUUUGCCGAAGAUAAAUAUUCCAAAUGAAGUCCUAUUGAAACAUGAAGUUGACAGAUACAGAAAAUUAUUUCAGCAUAAGCCACAGACUGCAAGAAAAUCUAUCAAUGUAAAGACUGUAAGCUCCAUAGAAGAGUGUAUGUUGCUUAAUCAGUCUGAGAGAGUUGACGAAGGUAUAAAAAUGUCUGCAAAAAUACUCAAUUUCAAUUGUUUAAAGUGCCGAGAUAGCACUCGGUAUAGCCCAAAUGAUUUGCAGAAACACUUUCAAAUGUGGCACCAUGGUGAAUUACCUUCCUAUCCUUGUGAGAUGUGCAGUUUUUCAGCAAAUGACUUCCAGGUAUUUAAACAACACAGACGAACUCAUAGAAUCACUUUAGUAAAAUGUGACAUUUGUAACAAUGAGAAUUUGUAUACUUUAUUAGACUUAACAAAGCAUUUUUCAUCCACACAUUGUGUAAAUGGUACUUUUCAGUGUGAAAAGUGUGAAUUCUCCACCCAGGAUGUUGGCACAUUUGUUCAGCAUAUCCAUAGACACAACGAAAUCCUUUAUAAAUGUGGUAAAUGCCAUUACAUAUGUUUAACCAAAGGAGAGCUUCAGAAGCACCUUUAUAUUCAUUCUGGUACAUUUCCCUUCACUUGUCAAUAUUGUAGCUAUGGUGCUACCAGGAGAGAGCACCUUGUAAGACAUGUUAUAACUUUGCACAAAGAACAUUUAUAUGCGAAAGAAAAACUGGAAAAGGACAAAUAUGAAAAAAGGAUGGCGAAGUCUUCGGCAGGACUUAAACUAAUACUGAAAAGAUACAAAAUAGGUGCAUCAAGGAAGACAUUCUGGAAACGUAAGAAAAUCAACAAUGCAAGUGACAAAAGUAUAGAAAAAAAUACUCAAGUGCUUAAAAAAGUGAACAGAACACAGGCUGCAUCUGAAGACCCAAGCCAUCUUGUUCAGGAACAUUUAAAUGAAGAAAAGCUUGAAAGACUAUACUGUGAGAAUAAUGAUAAACCUGCUGAGUCAGAGUCGGAAAAACCAACUCUUCUGUCUACUGGACAAUGUAACGGAGCUCAAGAGGGAUCAAAUUCUACUUCAGGUUUCUUAAACACUGCUGUACAAGGACCUACAGUGUUAAUGGUAAAAAACAACAGAAUAACAAUUCCUGCUAACUACAGUGCUAAGUUUAUGGGCUUCAAGAUGGUGGAUGGAAAACAGCAUAUUGUAAUAAAACUGUUGCCUACCAAUAAACAGAAUUUAUAUUUACCAGGCUCACAGUCAGGUGCUGCAAGGGACAGUACUGCAGUUUUGCAGCCCCAGACUUUGGACACCACUGCAUUUUUAACAGGAGUGCCAGCUGAGUUAAAUGACACAGUUUACAUGAAAGCAGCUCCUCCAUUUUCAUCUUCAUCACCUGUACUUUCAGGGAAAGUAAUUUCAGAAAAAGAAACGGCUUUGCUAUCUCAGACAAGUAAUGUUAUUUCUGCAGUGGAUGAUGAAAAAGGUGUAUCUCCUUCGCCAGUAGAGUCAGACUUGAUUACAGCAUCAGUGAAUUUGACCACAAAAGUAGAAACAAGAGAUAAUGUUGACUUAUGGGGCAGUCAUAUUACUCAGUGUCACCCUGAGGUGUUAGCUACUAGAGUUAAAAGUCCAGAUAAAGUCAGCUGUACUGCCAAACCAAAUUCAUACAACAGUGGAGAUAUGCAUAAUUAUUGCAUUAAUUAUGUGAACUCUGAGUUACCUAUUGAACCUUCCAAUCAAGGAUCAUUACCUUUUCAUAAUUACUCAAAAGUGAAUAAUUCUAAUAAACGUCGUAGGUUUUCAGGAACAACAAUGUGUGAAAACCCUCAAAGAGAAUCUUCAUCCAGCAAGACAGUUUUAAAUGAGUCAGUCUUAUCACUAGUGAGGAAGGAGAGCUCAAACCCAGAUAGCCUGUUAGCAUCUGUUAGUCUUUUAAAUAGUAAAGAUGGAACUUUAAAAACACAAGCUGAAAUCGAAGAACAGUGUGUUUUAGAAAAAGGACAGAACAUUGAUGGACAAAACCUAUACACUAAUGAAAAUCAAAGUUUAGAGAGCAUGACUGAAAAGCCUAAAUGGGAUGGCAUUUCUAAUGUUGAGUCACCUAUGAUGCCUAGGAUCACAUCUGUCUUCUCACUCCAGAGCCAGCAGGCAUCAGAACUUUUGCCACCUGAACUAAACCAGUUACUUCUAGAUGUAUUAAAAGCAAAACCUGAUGUAAAACAAGACUCUAGUAACAGUCCAGAUAAAGAUGUUCCACUUCAAUGUGCCCAGUCUUUUCAGGAACAUGGGGGAGAAAACAAAAUAGUUGAAUCUUCAAAAGACUUGAAAGCACAAGGCCUUUUUCCAAUUCCGUCUGGUAGUAUGGGGACUAAUAUGCCUACAAAUGAUCUGAAUUUAAACUGUAGCGGAAAAGAAAAGCAAAUGCUGUCACAGGAUGUGAGAGAUUCAGAGAAGACCCCUAGAAGUUCUGGUUUUGGCACAUUGCCUAAGACUCAGUCAGAUGCAAUAAUUACACAGCAGCUCGUAAAAGACAAACUACGAGCCACAACACAUUCUUUAUAUGUGCAGAAUCCACUAAAUUCAGAACCAAAAACGGCUAUAGUUGUUCAGACUCCAAAAGGCUUUUUUGUACCCUUGCACUUCACUAACAAGCCUGGAUUACAUGUUUCAAGAAGACCGCUUCCAUUGGUUAAUACACAAAGUAUCCCUGCCCCUCUCCUUUUAAACAAGAAACCGGGGAUGAUUUUAACAUUUAAUAAUGGGAAACUUGAAGGUGUUUCUGCUGUCAAAACUGAGAGUGCUCAAGCUUGUGGAACUACAACUAAGGCACCUUGCAGAGCACCUUUUUUAAAAGUAGAACAAAACAGUAAUUGUCUGACCCCUGCACUUUGUUCCAGCAUUGGCAGCUGUUUGAGCAUGAAAAGUAGCUCAGAAAAUACUUUGUCAUUAAAAGGCCCUUGCAUUAUUAAAACGCCAGCAAAUUCUUCAGUGAAAGCUAUUCCUACUCAUAAUAUAAUACCUGAGCAUCAGGGCACCAAGUUGAAUAUCUCUGAUUCAGUAAAACCACAGAACAAGAUUUUUCCAAAACCACCUCUUUAUACCUUUUUACCUGAUGGCAAACAAGCUGUUUUUUUAAAGUGUGUGAUGCCAAAUAAGACUGAGCUGCUUAAACCUAAAUUAGUCCAAAAUAGUACUUGCUAUAAAAAUAUACAGCCAAAGAAACCUGAAGGAACACCACAAAAAAUAUUGCUGAAAAUUUUUAACCCUGUUUUAAAUGUGACUGCUGCUAGUAAUCUGUCAGUAAGCAACACUGCAUCCUCACUGCAGAAAGACAGUGUACCAUCUAACCAGACUACAGGACAGCAGAAAGAGCCAGAAUCUUCUAGAGAUGCCUUACCCUUCUUAAUAGAUGAUAUGAUGCCAGCAAAUGAAAUUGUGAUAACUUCUACUGCAACAUGCCCAGAAUCUUCUGAGGAGCCAAAAUGUAUCACCGACCAUUCAGAGGCCAGGGUAUUAAGGUGUAAAACAAAUUGUACAAUUGAGAGAAACUUCAAUAAGAAAAAGACUUCGAAAAGAAAAAUUUCAAGAAUAAAAAGUCAUGUAAGAAGUCAAGAUUCUGAAACUGCUUUUGUAUCUAGAAACAGAAACUGUAAACGCAAGUGUAGAGAUAGUUACCAAGAACCUCCAAGAAAAAAAGCAUUACACAGAAAGUGUAAAGAAAAGGCGAAGGCUGAAAGUAUCCCUGAAUCAUUUGAAUUCAACCGACCUAGGCUUUCAAAAGAUACAGUCAGAACUCUGCGGCUUUUCCCCUUUAGUUCCAAACAGCUUGUGAAAUGUCCUAGGAGAAACCAACCAGUUGUAGUUUUGAAUCAUCCUGAUGCAGAUUCCCCAGAAGUAGUAAAUGUAAUGAAAACUAUUGCUAAAUUUAAUGGACGUGUUCUUAAGGUUUCAUUGUCGAAAAGAACUAUCGAUGCUUUACUGAAACCAGUUUGUUGUAACCCUUCUUUAACAACUUACAAUGAUUUUCCUAAGAGGCACAAAACAUUUAAACCUGUUAGUUCUGUGAAGGAAAGAUUUGUGCUAAAGUUAACUCUCAAAAAGACAAGCAAAAACAAUUAUCAGAUUGUGAAAACUACCUCUGAAAAUAUUCUGAAGGCUAAAUUUAACUGUUGGUUUUGUGGUAGAGUAUUUGACAAUCAGGAUGCUUGGGCUGGUCAUGGACAGAGGCAUUUAAUGGAAGCUACUCGUGAUUGGAACAUGUUAGAAUAA